AUGGCUGUCCCUCGGAUAACGCUUUAUUUUGACAUUUGCAGUCCUUUCAGCUACAUCGCCUUCCAUAUUUUGACUAACUCCCCUGUCUUCUCGACAUGCGAGAUUGAUUUCGUACCAGUCUCUCUGCGCGGACUAUUCCAAAAAUCCCAGAACUCGUCCCCAAUGUCAAGCAAAAGUAAGGCCUGGAUACUUUUUACACUCUCGAGGAUCAAAUUUCGGGGCUUUGGAGCACGGGAUCUAACCAAAGUUGCAGACAAGUUUCAAUGGAUAAACAAAGAGCGCCUUUACUGGGCUCGACGCUUCGAUGUUCCCAUGUCCGAAGCUAUCCCAGAGGGGUUCCCUGCAUCCACUGCGGACAUCCAGCUUGUUCUCUCUGUUCUGGCUAAAGAGGCGCCAGAGAAGGUAGUGGCGAUGACGCAAACAAUUUACCGUGAAUAUUGGGGGAAGUGCAACCCGAAAGUCCUGAGCCCAGAUGGUUUCUCUGUUCUUCUGGAGCAAGAGUUAGGAUCUGAAUUGGCUGAGCACGUACUAGCACAGAGUAAGACGGAUGAAGCGAAAUCAGCCUUGGAUGAGACUACGGAAAAGUUAUUUGGGUCUGGGGCAUUUGGCUUGCCUUGGCUGAGCUGUACCCGCCCACAAGGAGAAACAGAGGGAUUCUGGGGUAUUGAUCAUUUUGGUCGUGUCGUGGAUUUCUUGCAUUUGAACCGUGCUUUGGAUAGCUCUUUUGAAGUUUUGCUAUGA
Messenger RNA from Penicillium brevicompactum, 741 nucleotides. RefSeq lists its product as uncharacterized. Gene Ontology annotation, cellular component: mitochondrion; peroxisome. The transcript is spliced from 3 exons. Gene Ontology annotation, biological process: glutathione metabolic process. The record is from RefSeq and is a predicted model, not a curated record. Lineage: Eukaryota; Fungi; Ascomycota; Eurotiomycetes; Eurotiales; Aspergillaceae. The coding region runs from base 1 to 741 and encodes 246 amino acids. Gene Ontology annotation, molecular function: glutathione transferase activity; glutathione peroxidase activity.